AUGGAUCGUAGUUGGAUGAAAGCCGAUAAAUUAGGUCCGGUUUAUGAGAACAGAGUUCUUGAAUUCCUUGAAUACAUUGAUAAACAUCUUCCCGACAAUAAUGGUAUCUUUUAUUGUCCUUGUGUUGUUUGCGAAAAUAUCAAAAAGGGUACAAAGAAAGAAAUAUUCCAUCACCUUUGUUGUGACGGUAUAUGUCAAAAUUAUAUAAUAUGGAUGUCGCAUGGUGAGAUGGAUAAAGAGGAAAGCCGGGCGUCACAAAGUCAAAGAGUGGAUGAAGAUGAAUAUAUGGAAGAUCAACUAGAGGAUAUGUUUCGUGAUAUUGGGGUUUCUUCUUUUAAGAAUGCUCAUAUUUAUGAUACUUUAUGA
This is a messenger RNA of Lathyrus sativus (Indian pea), 366 nucleotides long. Lineage: Eukaryota; Viridiplantae; Streptophyta; Magnoliopsida; Fabales; Fabaceae. The record is from the annotation of a GenBank genome assembly.